Molecule: messenger RNA, 780 nt
Organism: Symbiodinium sp. CCMP2592
Lineage: Eukaryota; Dinophyceae; Suessiales; Symbiodiniaceae
Source: the annotation of a GenBank genome assembly
AUGGCAAGCGCGGCUGCGGUCGAGAAGAACUUGGCCAAGCUAGAUGCAGUUAUGCGCAAAACAAAAGUUUUUGUAGCGCCAGUCGACCGACGGAUCCUUCGGAGCAAAGCUGUUGUGAAGGGCAGGUCCUGGCCGAUGCAGCUACACGGACUGCGGCCACCCAGCGAGGCAAGCUCCAGCUCCAGUGGCGCAACUCGCAGUCCUUCCAAGGACGUCUUCCCAUUUACGGCGGAGAAGGUCCAGCAGACGUGCUCAAGCGCAUCAGUCGAGCGUAAGGAAGUGCUGACGGCUGAGGAUUUCAAGGGAACAUGGGUCGAUGCUGAUGGGAACAAUGUGCAUGUUGCCGAGGCCGCUCAAUUUGGAGUUUUCGGCCAAUUGGUGGCAACCAUAACACGCCCUCCGCUUCGCCAACUCCGCCUGGAGCUUUGGCAGCCCGAGGGCAGCUUACAGUGGCGCUGUGGCAGUGCUACAUUGACUGCGCAAGCAAACCAACAGCUGAUUUGGCGCUUCCCGGGUGGGAAAGUCUCGACUUGGCUUCGAAAGGCAGCCUUUGAAGAAGGCUUGAGCGAGCAGGGUUGGCUUGCCAUUUGGGAUCCUGAAUAUGGUUACGGACCUUGGGGUCUCUCGACACCGAGCGACCAGAACAUCUCCCUCAGCGACUUCGCAUGGAUGCUUUCCAAUGGCACAACCAACCAGAUGAUGACUUCAAAGCUUCAGAAGGAUGGAACUAUGGUAUUUGUUCCUCUGACGGAAGCGAGCCUCCACGAGAUGACGCACUGA